CCUUUCCUUUACACAUCUUCGACUGUUUUCCAGCCGGUUACUUUAAAGUGGUGCACAAGAGCAGCUCACCGGAUGUUGAUCUUCACACGUUGCCGUCGUUCAGAGUUGUAGUUGAACUCUCUCAUCUUUUAUCGCUCAUCAACUCUCAUCGCUGCAGCUUGUAGUCAUUUAAAGAAAAGCUGGUUGUAUUAAGUUCAGGAUGUCUGCGUCGUUGAUCCGGAGAGGACUGGAGCUGCUGAACGAAGACAUUAAAGAUGCCAGUAAAGUGAAGAAGAAGAAGAAGAAGCAGCAGCAGCAGCAGACGCCCAGCUCAGCCACAGUGAUGGAGCUGGUGAGCACAAAGCGGCAGGGGGUGACCAAGCAGGUCAAGCGGCUGCAGGGUCGCCUGGGUCCCGGCAGAAAUAAAGCUACAGUCAAAGACAAGAGGAUCAAGUCUGCAGUGGAGGAGUUCAGGAAGAAGCAGAGGAAGAGCCAGAUGAGCGCGAACCUCAAGUACUUUAUGGAAGCUGGCGUUAAAACAAGAGAUUCAGACACUAUGAAGAUCCUGAGCCAUAAUUCAGGGAGACAGUCCAGGAAUCGGCCGGAGCCACCCCCCAAGAAGGCCAAGGAGACGGAGUCGUUGUUCACGGAGGCGGAGUUCAAGCAGUUCCAGAAGGAAUACUUUGGCAGGACUGUCGAGGAGAAGAAAUAAAGCACACCGAGAAACACAAAGACACUUCGUCCACAGUGGAAACAGCAGAGCUGCUGGUCUUCACAUUCUUCUUUAUAUAUGGUUGUGGUGGUCUCCUCCAGUCACAAUCAGGAUAGUCCAGUUUGGACUUGAAUUUAAUUGUAUUCAGACAUUUUUUUUUUACUAUCGAGCAGAAAUUCAAACACACUGUAUUCAUUUUUCAAUAUCAAGAACCACAGGUUGACUUUGUUAUUUUUAUUCAGGGUGUAAGAGCAAUAAAUCUAUAUGCAUAAAAUGGAUGGCUUGGUAUAAGUUUUUCCAUGAUCACAGCUUACUAGACUCCUUCCAGUAAAACAGGGUGAAGUAUUAUUAUUAAUUAUAAUAAGAUAAAUGUGUUAUUAGCAAUGUUUACAUAAAAAAUAAAAUUGCUAAAUAAU
Messenger RNA from Sebastes umbrosus (honeycomb rockfish), 1107 nucleotides. RefSeq names its product active regulator of SIRT1-like. The transcript has 4 exons. NCBI's taxonomy places the organism in Eukaryota, Metazoa, Chordata, Actinopteri, Perciformes, Sebastidae. The coding region runs from base 200 to 691 and encodes 163 amino acids. Gene Ontology annotation, molecular function: enzyme binding. The record is from RefSeq and is a predicted model, not a curated record. Gene Ontology annotation, cellular component: nucleolus.